AUGCCCGAGCAAACACAGCAGCGACGGAUACCUCAACUCUUACGUGCUCAGCCUCAACGAUCGUCCAUCGGUUCUGGCAUACCCGAUUCUGCGAACAUGAACCCUACACAGGCUUUGGAAGCUGCAAUGAAGAAGAUAUGGCAAACGUCAGACGAUAGGGAGAAGCCUCGAAGCACGGCCCGGGCCGGACGAAGAGAUAUGAAUGAUAGGGAGCCACCUACCAUGGAGGGUAUCGCCCAAUACAUCGCUACCCUCAGACAAGAGGUCAAGAACAAGCGGGCCAGCCCCGAAUCUAGUGACGAGAGGCCACCAUACAAGAAAAACAGAACCCAGAAGUCCGAGGAUCAAGUGCAUGAGCCCUCGCCCAAGCAUAGCGACAACAUCCCGCGCCGAUCGCACGUGAGGCCUGGCGAGAGAGCAGUCAGCACCGGAAUCGAUCGAGGCAGAGCUAUCGUAGGACGAAAAGACAAUUCCAAGGUCAUGAUAAUCAUACGCAAAGAGGCAAAUGAUCCAAUUCGCGGAUGGACUCCUGUACCAGAAGAGAAGUUCGAAUACAAGCAUGAAAUUUCGGACUGGAAGGACAAGGGCCAGAUCCUCAAGCUCAAUAAGUGGCGCGCGGCCAUCUUCCACAAGUAUUUUGCUCCGUUGAAGAUUCACGUAUGGCUAGAUUCCGAGAAGCUUCUCGUACAAGCUCUCCUGCGAGAAGGUCUGGAAGAUCCGGAAGCAGUCUUAGAGGCGUACCACAGUAGGAUGACCGCUGUCCAGCGAGCUGGAGAAAGGACUAUCAAAGGGUUACCACUUUUUUUGAAAGAAGAUCGAAUCCCCCCGCGUCGGACUUUGGGCUCAAUCAAAGAAAUUAUCAAGCUUUGCAAAACGGAGGAGAAGGGGGCAUCGGACAAGGCGGACGAGAUGGUAGGAGUAGGCGGGGCAGAGCAAGUUGUCGCUACGGAAGUUGGAUAG
Messenger RNA from Drepanopeziza brunnea f. sp. 'multigermtubi' MB_m1, 960 nucleotides. RefSeq lists its product as uncharacterized. The record is from RefSeq and is a predicted model, not a curated record. Lineage: Eukaryota; Fungi; Ascomycota; Leotiomycetes; Helotiales; Drepanopezizaceae.